Messenger RNA from Poecilia latipinna (sailfin molly), 1312 nucleotides. Its product is annotated as claudin-4-like. The record is from RefSeq and is a predicted model, not a curated record. NCBI's taxonomy places the organism in Eukaryota, Metazoa, Chordata, Actinopteri, Cyprinodontiformes, Poeciliidae. Gene Ontology annotation, molecular function: structural molecule activity. The transcript is spliced from 2 exons. Gene Ontology annotation, cellular component: membrane; bicellular tight junction. Bases 61 to 621 code for a protein of 186 amino acids.
GGAUGGAAUAUAUAACAGAAAAUUAUUUAAUCCAGUUUUUUAAUUUUUCUUUUUUACAGAAUGGCAUCAAAAACAGUUCAGAUGAUAUUUGUGGCUCUCAGCGCCAUCGGGGUGAUGAUGGUCAUCAUCUGCUGCUCCCUGCCUGAGUGGGUUGUGACCAAUCAGGAUGAUACGGAAGUUCAUGUAGGUCUGUGGAAGACGUGUAUGAAGCAGGGAACUGGACUGCAGGCGUGCGUAACGCAUGAUGACUCCCUGAUAUUCUCUAAAAUUCAGGCCUUAAGGGCCUUGACCGUCAUCAGCUGCAUCCUCUGUGGUCUCGGCCUCCUCCUCCUGAUCUUUGGUUCCGACUUCACCCCAUGUGUUCAGAACCAAGCCCCCAAACCCAAAAUGAUCCUGGCGGCCGCAGUGGGGCUGCUGCUGGCCGGCCUGCUGGUGAUCAUCCCGGUCAGCUGGGUGACAAAUAAUAUGAGCAAUGCACCAGAGGGAAUGAUGCUGGGAGCGAGCAUCUAUAUCGGCUUUAUAGCUGGUUUGAUGUUGAUGCUGACUGGAGGUCUGCUCUGCUACUUAAGCAGAUCCAGCAGCUCUGGAGGAACCGCCAGCUUCUUCAGCAACAGAGUUUAAGCUAAAACAUACAGAAUGUAGAGGCUUGAUGGAAGGAACUGGUGACCAACAGACGGGCAGACAAGGGAUAAAUUUAGGUAAAAACUGGGAAGAUGAUGUGAAAUUAUCAUUUCUAUACUUUUAACAUUUGGUGUUUGACUUUUAACAUAAUUUUCCUGAAUGCUGGAAAAUUUGAUUUCAGUGAACUUUUGAUUCAUUUUUUUGUUUGCAUAUUAAAACUGUUUUAUGUUUAUUUUCUUCAUGCUUUCUUAAUUCCAGUUUAAAAACCAGUCAACAUAAUUACCAACCAGAUUUGCUUCAAUUUCAUGAUGUUUCUCAGUUUUCUGCUUUAUUUUCUAUUGAUAAAACAUUUACUGUAACUAUUUCUGUUUUUGUACAAUAACCACAACAGAUCAUUAUCUUUGGUCAGAUGUGAUUGGAAAUUAAAUAAGAUGAAUAAAAAAAAACAGUUUCAUAGAAUAUGAUUUUUGUUUUACAAAAAUAAAAAAAUGUAAGCAAAUUACAGAAAACUUUACUUCAACUAUUUGAUUCUUCAUCUCAUGCAAAAAUAAUAUUGUUUUAGAAAAUUAUGCAAAUCCUUCAGAUAAAGUGUUACAGUCAGACUUUAAUUUAUCUUAUAUUUCAGCUUUUGCUUCUGUAUUUUCAUUUGCAAACAAAUAAAUAAUGAAAAGUUUUUGCUGAUUUUUCAUAA